Messenger RNA from Stylophora pistillata, 840 nucleotides. RefSeq lists its product as uncharacterized. Lineage: Eukaryota; Metazoa; Cnidaria; Anthozoa; Scleractinia; Pocilloporidae. The record is from RefSeq and is a predicted model, not a curated record.
AUGGCCGUUAACUUGGUAGCCAACGUACAAGCAGCCUUAAGUGUCCAAUCAUACAGCACCCAUUGCUGGCUUGACUCAACUGUGGCACUCUACUGGAUCAAAGGUCAAGGGGAGUAUCGGCAAUUCGUAUCAAACCGAGUGAACAAGAUCCAACAACACGAGUACGUCAGUUGGCAUCACGUCCCAACCGAAGACAAUCCAGCAGACCUAGGGAGUCGAGGAGGGAAUGUGGUCGAUAACAACCUCUGGAAUCAUGGUCCAACCUGGCUUAGUGAUACUGCAAAAUGGCCACCUGACAUAAUACUCGAACCUACGCCCGAAACCAUGACUGAAGCCAAAGUGAAACGAGAAGUUCUCUCUGUUGCCGUUCCCAAACAAGAUGCUCUACACCACGUACUUAUUAACCACCCAUUACCAAGAGGUCUACGAAUUGGAGCUUGGGUCUGGCGAUUUGUCCAUAACUGCAGAGGAAAACCACUGAAAAGGAGUGGUCCAAUCAACACUGAAGAGAUUCAACAACAACAGCUUUUUUGGAUCAAACAAGCACAACAAUCGGCGCUCCAGCUAGCCAAUUUUGAAGAAGACAAACUGCAGUUAAACCCUCAGUACAACGAUCAGAAAGUCUUAGAAUGCCGAGGACGUAUAAUGGGAGAAUAUCCGAUCUAUCUGCCAGAUGAGCAUCCCUUCACCGCGAAGUUGGUCUUUAAUGCCCACCUUUCCACCCUGCAUGGAGGGGUUGGGCUCACCAUGGCAAAGAUACGCGAGAAAUACUGGGUACCCCGCCUACGACGCCUGGUAAAGAAGCUAAGAGGUAGCUGCUACGGGUGCAAAAGAUUCUGA